AUGGGGACUCCACAGGUAUCAAUAAAAUAUGAAGAAGUACCCCUUGGACCAGAGUCAGCUACAGAAGGUGAUAUCUAUGUGGAAGAGCCUGAAGAAGUAGAGCAACCAACUGAAAUGGUGUUUGAAUGGGGCCCAUUUGAUGUUACGUCCCACGGUAAAGACUUUGCCACCGUGUUCCUGCAGAACCACAAACCCGACGAGAAGUCAAAACUUGAGCUUUUCCUCACCGCCACCCAUGGCUCUACCUCAGUAUCUGUCAAGAUCAGCAACUCUGAUUUCAGGAAAGAACUGAGGUUGAAAAAAGGAGAAACAAUGACCGUGCCUAUUUCAGAAAAAAUGGAGAUGCAGGGUUCCAGAGCGUUCCAAAGUGCCGUAAUCAUUAAGGCAGAUAAAGACAUUACGGUGGUCUCCCGAAACUCGAAGUAUGCCAGUAUUGAUACCGCUCUCAUUUACCCAAACCGCCGUCUAGGAACUGAAUAUUAUCUCAUUACCCCUUCAUGGGGUCCUCCUGAAUCUUUGAAAGAGUUUGCUCUGGUGUCUUUAGAAACACCCACAACCAUUAACAUUGACCUAAAUGGAGCUAUACGUUUCCAAGACAGAGAUUAUCCAAAAGGCAGCAGACUAACCCUAAACCUCAAUCCUUUCCAAGCGGUGCAGAUACAGAGUACCGAUGACCUCUCAGGUACCAGAGUAACUUCUCAGACUCCCAUAGCCGUCCUAUGUGGACACACGUGCUCGGCGAAAAAUGCAGAAUGUGACCAUAUCUAUGAACAAUUGCUACCGGUUAACAGCUGGGGAAGGACCUUUUUCAUCCCAGGCGUUUCAUUCCAGUCUAAAACCGAUAUUGUAUUUGUUGGAGCUUACCAGGAUACGGUGAUUGAUUACCAGUCGGGACCAAUCCGUGAGAAGAAAAACGUCGGUGCCGGAGAAGUGAUUCAAUUCGAAACAUCACAAACGUCUCCCCUAUCUCUUAGUGCCAAUAAUAACAUUCAGGUCUUCUAUUUUGGAACCGGAGGGGUAACAGAAAAGUCCAAUUUCGGCACGUUCUUCACCGGCGUUCCUUCCACGGAAUCAUUUGGUCUGGAAUAUGAAGUUGUCGCCCAAGAUAAAUUUAAAGUUAACCUGGCCGUAAUUAUUUGCAAAACAUCUUCUCAAGAACAACUGACGUCGGAUGAAAACGCUUUGGACAGCGUGAACUGGAAAACGUUCCCCGGGUCGGAGUACUCCUGGGGAGAACUGAACUAUGGCAGAGGCUUUAGUUCCCAUAUGAUUAAACAUCCUACAAUCCCAUUUGGUGUCUUAAGCGUUGGACACUCUCCAAGCACUGCCUAUGGAUCACUGGCACCUUGCAUACGUGGUCCUGCUGCUGUUGCUCCAGGAGAGUGGAUCCUACAGAGGCGCCCAGGUCAACCAACAAGAUUCAGAGGGAAACCUAUAUCUGAAAUACCUGGAAGACAAGGACUGUGGAUCAUAGAAGUGACACUUCCAACAGGACCAAGGAAAUACAUAGGGAGACCCGUGGCUUCAAUACCAGGGACAACUGAAUGGAUCAUAGAAACCGAAGGGCCAACGGAACCAGUGCCAUUUGAAGAAGAACCUGCACCUGUUGGAGGCUGGAUCAUUGAAGCAUUCCGUCCAGGUCAACGACCCAAAUUCAAAGGAAGACCCAAAGCUCCAAUCUUUGGAAGAAAAGGAAUAUGGGUCAUAGAAGUGGACCUACCAACCGGAAAAAGGCUAUUUGAAGGAAGACCCCUUUCUCCACUUCCUGGAACUGAAGGAGAAUGGAUCAUAGAAACAGAAGAGCCAACUAAUCCAGUGGAAUAUAAAGAGACCCCCGGUGCCCCAGCUACUACAGACUGGAUUAUUACAUUGGGACGUCCUGGUGAACCAACAAAGUUUAAAGGGAAACCUGUAGCACCAAUUCCUGGAACUAAAGGAUUAUGGUUAAUUAGAGUGGUUAUGCCAUAUGGAGUGAUGGAAUACGAAGGAAAACCUGUAGCCCCACUUCCAGAUUCCGAUGACUGGAUCAUAGAGACAGAAGAGUCAACAGCACCGGUGCCAUAUGAAAAAAAACCUGGAGUUGAGGUUUCUACAGACUGGAUCAUAGCAAUGGGACGUCCGGGUCAACCAACAAAGUAUAAAGGAAGACCCAUAGCUCCGAUUCCAGGAAAGAAAGGAUACUGGAUCAUAAAAGUGGUAUAUCCAACAGGAACCAUUGAAUAUGAAGGCAAACCUGUAGCUCCGCUCCCUGGAACAGACGACUGGAUCGUAGAGACCGCAGAACCCACCGCGCCGAUCCCGUAUGAAGAGAAGCCCGGCGAGCCAGUUUCCGCAGAUUGGAUCAUAGAAUUGGGACAUCAAGGUCAACCAACCAAGUUUAAAGGAAAACCUGUUGCUCCUGUUCCUAAUAAGAAAGGAAUAUGGAUCAUAAGAGUGUCGGGAAACGACCUGUAUGAGGGAAGACCGACAGCCGCAUUACCAGGUCCAGAAGGAGACUGGAUGAUAGAAACAGAGGGAUCAACUGCACCGGUGCCAUAUGAAGAGAAACCUGGAGUUACAGUGCCUACAGAUUGGAUAAUAGAAAUAGGACGUCCAGGCAAGCCGACCGUAUUUAAAGCAAGACCUCUUGUUCCACUUCCUGGAAGAAAAGGAGUUUGGAUUGUAGAAGUGAGAUUGCCGACAGGAACGUUGCAGUUUGAAGGGAAACCUAAAGCUCCAAUACCAGGGACAGAUGACUGGACGGUAGAAACAGAACAGCCAACCAUGCCCGUGCCCUAUGAACAGAAACCUGGAGAGACACUUCCUAAAGGAGACUGGAUCAUAGAACAAGGACGUCCAGACCGUCCAACCAAGUUUAAAGGAAUACCUGUUGGUCCAAUUCCUGGAACAAAAGGAUCAUGGCUUAUAAAAGUGCUAUUGGAAACCGGACCAGAGUAUUAUCGAGGAAAACCUGUAGCUCCAAUGCCAGGAACAGAUGGUGUUUGGAUAAUAGAAACAGAGGAGCCAUCUGACCCAGUACCAUUUGAAGAGACUCCAGGAGUGGAAAUUCCUAAAGACUGGAUCAUUCAAAUAGGAGCCCCGGGUCAACCAACUAAAUUUAAAGGGAAACCUGAAGCCCCAAUUCCUGACAAGAAAGGAAAGUGGAUCAUAAGAGUAAAUCUGCCAGGAAUAGGAACUGUUCAAUACGAAGGAAUACCAAAAUACCCACUCCCUGAUACAGAUGACUGGGUCAUAGAAACAGAGGAGCCAACUGUACCAGUUCCAUAUGAAGAAAAACCAGAAGCUCCGGCUUUUAAAGAUUGGAUCAUUCAAAUUGCCCGCCCAGGUCAACCAACCAAGUUUAAAGGAAAACCUGAUGCUCCGGUUCCUGGGAAGAAAGGAGUGUGGGUCAUAAAUGUGCGAUUCCCAACAGAAACCAAACAGUAUGAAGGAAUACCCCGGGCUCCAUUAGAAGGUACAGAAGGAGAGUGGAUUGUAGAAACAGAGGAGCCCACAGUGCCGAUACCAUAUGAAGAAAAACCUGAUGCUCCUUUGUCUAGAGACUGGAUUUUAGAAAUUGGAGGUCCAGGGAAGCCAACAAAAUACAAAGGGAAACCAAUUGCUCCAAUAUCUGAUAAAAAAGGAGUAUGGAUCAUUGAAGUGAAACAGCCGGCGGGGCCAGUACGAUAUGAAGGAAUUCCAACUUCCCCAUUAACAGACGGAGACUGGGUUGUAGAAACAGAGGAUUCAACAAUGCCGGUGCUUUAUGAAGAGAAACCGGGAGCUCCAGUGUUUACAGAUUGGAUCAUAGAAAUAGGACACCCAGGCCAGCCAUCACGAUUCAAAGGGAAACCCAUUGCCCCAGUUCCGGGGAAGAAAGGUUAUUGGGUUAUAGAAGUGAGAAUGCCAACAGGAACAGUACGAUACCAAGGGAAACCUGUAUCUCAGUUACCCGGCACCGAAGGAGAAUGGGUUGUAGAGACAGAGGAGCCAACUGUUCCGGUACCGUAUACAGAAAAACCUGACGUUCCAUUAUAUACAGAUUUCAUCAUAGAAAUAGGAGGUCCGGGCAAACCAACUAAAUUCAGAGGGAGACCUGUUGUGCCACUUCCUGGAAGAAAAGGAAUAUGGGUCAUAGAAGUCAGAUUCCCAACAGGAAUUGAGCUAUAUGAAGGGAAACCUAUAUCUCCAAUCCCCGGGACGGAUGGAGACUGGGUAGUAGAAACAGAACAUUCAACUAUGCCGGUGCCAUUUGAAGAGGGACCAGAAAAAGCGAUCCCUAAAGCCAAUUGGAUCGUGGAAAUAGGAAGCCCUGGGAAACCCACAAAGUUUGUAGGAAAACCCGUGGCUCCAGUUCCUGGAACAAAAGGAUUUUGGAUCAUUAGAGUAACACUACCAACGGGAGUAGAGGAAUAUAUAGGACGACCUGUAGCAACACUGCCAGGGACAGAUGGAGACUGGAUCAUAGAGACAGAAGAGCCAACAAUCCCUAUACCCUAUGAAGAGAAGCCCGGAGCUGAAGUUCCUAGAGAUUGGAUCAUUCAGAUUGGAGGCCCAGGCCAACCCACAAAGUAUAAAGGAAGACCUAUAGCCCCAGUUCCUGGAAAAGAAGGAAUAUGGAUCAUAAGGGUAUUUACACCAACAGGAACAAUGGACUAUGAAGGGAAACCCGUGGCUCCACUCCCAGAUUCCGAUGACUGGAUCAUAGAAACAGAGGAAUCAUCUAUACCGGUUCUGUAUGAAGAGAAACCUGAGGCUCCAGCUACUAUAGAAUGGAUCAUUCAGACUGCACAUCAAGGUCAACCAUCUAGGUUUAAAGGAAAACCACUUGCUCCUGCUCCCGGAAAAACAGGAAUAUGGAUAAUUAGUGUGAGAUUCCCAACAGGAACCAAAAAAUAUUUAGGAAAACCGAUAUCACCAUUAACAGGUCCAGAGGGAGACUGGCUAGUAGAAACAGAGGAGUCAACUAUGCCACUGCCAUAUGUGGAGACACCUGAAGCUCCUAUCUCUACAGACUGGAUAAUAGAAAUAGGAAGCCCCGGCCAGCCAACGAAAUUCAAAGGAACACCUGUAGCACCAACUCCUGAUCGAAAAGGAACAUGGAUUGUAGAGGUUAAACUACCAACAGGAACAGUGCGAUACAGGGGGGUACCUAAAGCGCCAUUGCCGGAUGGAGACUGGCUGAUAGAAACAGAGGAACCAUCAAUCCCAGUGCCAUAUGAAGAAAAACCCGGCGCUCCAGUGUCUACAGACUGGAUAAGGCAAAUAGCAAGCCCAGGCUCCCCGACAAGAUUUAUAGCAAAACCUGUUGCACCAAUCCCCGGAGGGAAAGGAAAAUGGAUCUUGGAAGUGAGACUGCCAACGGGAACUGUGCUGUAUGAAGGAAGACCUGUAUCCCCAUCACCUGACAAAGAAGGAGAAUGGCUAGCAGAAACAGAGCCAUCAACCCUGCCGGUGCCGUAUGAAGAGAAGCCAGGAGAGCCAUUCCCUACAGGAGAAUGGCUGAUUGAACUGGGAAGCCCAGGGAAACCAACAAAAUACAAAGGAAAACCAGUUGCUCCACUUCCUACAAAGAAAGGAUAUUGGCUCAUAAAAGUGACCACAGGAACAGGAAUCGAGUAUUAUGAAGGAAAACCAAUUGCCGCAAUGCCAGGGACAGAUGGUGACUGGAUUAUUGAAACAGAAGAACCAACUGUCCCCAUACCCUAUGAAGAAAAACCUGGAUCUGAAGUUCCCAAAGAUUGGAUCAUAGAAAUCGGUGCCCCAGGUCAACCAACAAAAUACAAAGGGAGACCCAUAGCGCCCCAUCCUGACAAGAAAGAUGCAUGGAUUAUAAAUGUGGCGGUGCCGACAGGAACAAUGCAGUUCGAAGGGAGACCUGUAUCUCCAUUCCCAGGUUCAGAUGAUGAGUGGAUCAUAGAAACCUUGGAGCCAACUGUACCAAUACCAUAUGAAGAGAAACCCGGAGCAGUCGUUUUCACAGACUUCAUCCUACAAAUGGGACAUCCAGGCCAACCAACCCGCUUUAAAGGGAAACCUUUUGCUCCGGUUAUUGGAAAGAAAGGAAUAUGGAUUAUAAGUGUGUCAUUCCCAACAGGAACCAGAUUGUUUGAAGGAAGACCUAUAGCGCCACUGACAGACCCAGAAGGAAACUGGGUAGUGGAAACAGAAGGGCCAACAACACCUGUGCCAUUUGAAGAAAAACCUGACUCUCCAGUGGCUACAGACUGGAUUAUACAAAUAGGGGGCCCAGGCCAGCCAUCAAGGUACAAAGGAAGACCUGUUGCUCCCAUUCCUAACAGAAAAGGUGUUUGGGUCGUAGAAGUGAAGCUGCCGACGGGAAAUGUACUGUAUGAAGGGAAACCUGUGGCUCCAAUGCCAUCGACAGAAGGAGAAUGGACCAUAGAAACAGAUCAGCCGUCUCUGCCGGUGCAAUAUGAGGAGAAACCCGGAGAACCUGUUCCUAAAGGAACAUGGAUAGUGGAACUGGCGCGUCCGGGGCAACCAACGAAAUUUACAGGGAGACCCGUAGCUCCAAUCCCCAACAAAAAAGGACUAUGGAUCAUAAAAGUUUCACAACCAACAGGAGUAGAAGAAUAUGAAGGGAGACCUAUAUCAGAAAUGCCAGGGACCGGCGGAGACUGGAUCGUAGAAACAGACCAGCCAACUGCACCUGUUCCAUAUGAAGAAGAACCUGGAGCUCCAUCUCCCACAGGAGACUGGAUCAUUGAAUUUACCCAUGACGGACAACCAUCUACAUUCAAAGCGAAACCCAUCGGUCCAAUUCCAGGGAAAAAAGGUUAUUGGGUUGUAAGAGUGACUCUGCCAACUGGAACAGUGGAUUAUGAAGGGAUACCAAGAGCUCCAAUUCCUGGUACCGAUGGUGACUGGAUCAUUGAAACAGGGAAGACGACUGUUCCUGUACCAUAUGAAGGAGAGCCUGGAGUUACAAUUCCUACAGACUGGAUCAUACAGCUAGCCAGUCCAGGACAACCAACAAAAUUUAAAGCGACUCCUAUUGCUCCAAUUCCUGGAAGGAAAGUUUGGGUUUGUCACGUGAAGCUGCCAACAGAAACACUGGAAUUUGAAGGGAAGCCUAUAGCUCCUUUGCCAGAAACAGAUGGAGAAUGGUUGACUGAAACUGAACAGCCAACUGCGCCGGUGCCGUAUGAACCAAAACCUGGAGAACCAGUCCCUAAAGGAGAAUGGAUCGUAGAAAAAGCACGUCCCAAUCAACCAACCAAAUAUAAAGGAAAGCCUGUAGCUCCAAUUUUUGGACGAAAAGGCAUUUGGAUUAUAAAAGUGACACAGCCAACAGGGAUUGAGUUAUAUGAAGGAAAACCUUUGUCUAGAAUUCCAGGACCUGAAGGUGAAUGGAUAAUAGAAACUGAGCAGCCAACUAUGCCAGUUCCAUAUGAAGAGAAACCUGGAGUCACAACACCUUCAGAAGAUUGGAUCUUAGAGGAAACACAUGAUGAUAAACCAACUAAAUAUAAAGGCAGACCUCUCGCUCCUAUUUAUGGGAAAAAAGGAUUGUGGUUGAUUAGAGUGACUUUGCCAACAGGAACAAUUGAAUUUGAAGGAAAACCUGUGUCUCCUCUUCCAGGGACAGAUGACUGGAUUAUAGAAACAGAUCAGCCAACUUUACCAGUGCCAUAUGAAAGGGAACCAGGCGUUCAAAUUUACACAGACUGGAUAAUAGAAAUAGCACAACCGGGUAAACCAACCAAAUUUAAAGGAAGACCUAUAGCUCAAGUUCCUGGGAAAAAAGGAAUAUGGAUCAUAGAAGUUAAAACACCGCUUGGAAUCUUCCAGUUUGAAGGGAAGCCUUUAGCUCCACUUCCGGGAAUAGAAGGAGAAUGGACAGUAGAAACAGACCAGCCAACUGUUCCUGUUCCAUAUGAAGGAAAACCUGAAGAACCACUUUUUAAAGACUGGAUUGUAGAAUUGGCAAGUCCGGAUAAACCAACCAAAUUUAAAGGGAAACCUUUUGCUCCUAUUCCUGGUAGUAAAGACAAAUGGCUCAUCAAAGUGACCACUCCAACGGGAAUUGAAGACUAUGAAGGGAAACCUAUUGCUCCAGUAACAGGAUCUCCUGAUUGGAUUAUAGAAACGGAGCAGCCAUCUGUUCCAGUGCCAUAUGUACAAAAACCUGAAGCUCCAGUUCCCACAGGAGACUGGAUUACUGAAAUUACACAUGAAGAUAAACCUACCAGGUUCAAAGGACGGCCUACCACCCCUAUUCCUGGAAAGAAAGGCAUAUGGAUCAUUGAAGUAAACCUGCCAACAGGAAAAGUUUACUAUCAAGGGAUACCCAUCUCUCCAAUUGCACAGACAGAUGAAUGGGUGGUAGAGACAGAGAAACCAACCUUACCAAUGCCAUAUGAAGGAGAGCCAGGUGUUCCAGUUACAGCAGAUUGGAUAAUUGAGCUGGCGAGUCCGGGCAAACCCUCAAGAUUCAAAGGAAAACCUAUCACUCCAAUAUCUGGAAAAAAGCGAACUUGGAUCAUAAGAGUGACACUGCCAACAGGAGUAAUAGAAUACGAAGGCAUACCGGAAUCUCCAAUUCCAGGAACAGACGAUUGGAUGAUAAGAACAGAAGAGCCAACAGCACCAGUGCUUUAUGAAGCCAAACCCGAUCAACCUGCUCCUAAAGAAGACUGGAUCAUAGAAUUGGGAGGUCCAGACACUCCAACUAAAUAUAAAGGAAGACCUUCAGCUCCAAUUCCACAACGGAAAGAUGUGUGGGUCAUAAAAGUCACGCGGCCAACUGGAGUAGAGGAAUAUGAGGGGAUACCUGUAUCGGAAAUUCCAGGAGGUGCCGGGGAAUGGAUCAUAAAAACAGAGAAGCCAACGACACCGGUGCCCUAUGAGCAGCAACCUGGAGCCCCGACCCCAACAGCUGAAUGGAUAAUAGAAAUGACGCACGAUAACCAACCAACUAAAUUUAAAGCGAAACCUGUAGCUCCAUACCCAGGAAGAAAAGGAGUCUGGAUCUUAGAUGUGAAACUGCCAACAGGAGUAAUACAAUACUGCGGAAUACCGAAAGCUCCACUUGCAGACACAGAUGGGGAAUGGCUGAUAGAAACAGAAAAGCCAACUCUGCCUGUCCCAUAUGAACCAGAACCAGGAGUUCAACUUCAAACAGAUUGGAUCAUUGAAAUUGGACACCCAGGCCAACCAACAAAAUUCAAAGGAAGGCCAAAAGUUCCAAUUCCUGGGAGAAAAGGCAUAUGGAUAAUAGAUGUGGACACCCCAUUAGGAACAACGCAAUAUGAAGGGAGACCUGUAACUCAAGUUCCAGGAGUGGAUGGACUAUGGACCAUAGAGACAGAGCUGCCAACGAUGCCAGUGACAUAUGAAGAAAAACCAGGGGAGCCAACUCCAAAAGGAGAAUGGAUAAUAGUACUAGGACGCCCAGGUGAACCAUCCAAAUUCAAAGGAAUACCAUUUGCUCCAAUACCUGGAAGAAAAGGUAUAUGGCUCAUAAAAGUGCAGCUACCAACAGGAGUAGAAGAGUAUGAAGGAAAACCUAUUGGACCUGUUCCAGGUGGAAAUGGAGAAUGGAUCAUUGAAACAGAUCAGCCAACUGCACCAGUACCCUAUGAACAGAAACCCGAAGCUCCGGUUCCUUCAGGAGAUUGGAUCAUAGAAAAGACAAAUGGUGACAAACCAACCACAUUUAAAGGGAAACCUCAAUCUCCAAUACCUGGAAGAAAAGGAAUUUGGACCAUCGAAGUAAAAACACCCUCAGGAAAUGUACUGUAUGAAGGAAGACCUAAAGCCCCACUGCCAGAAUCAGAUGGUCAAUGGGUAAUAGAAACCGAACAACCAACUUUACCAGUUCCAUACGAAGCCGAACCAGGAGUUCAAAUUACUACGGACUGGAUCAUAAGUAUCGGAGGUCCAGGCCAACCAACCAGAUACAGAGGAAGACCCAAAUACCCAAUUCCUGGAAGAAGAGGGUACUGGAUUAUAGAAGUCAGAACUCCUACAGGAACAACUGAAUAUGAAGGAAAACCUGUAUCUCCAUUCCCAGGAAUAGACGGAGAAUGGACAAUAGAGACAGACGAGGGAACUAUGCCAGAGCCACAUGAAGCCAAACCGGGAGAGCCUAAAGUACAAUGGAUCAUUGAAUUUGCAAGUCCAGGAAAACCAACAACAUUCAAAGGAAAACCAACAGCACCGGUCCCUGGGAAAAAGGGAAUAUGGAUCAUAAGACUGAUUACACCCAAUGGAACAGAAGAAUAUGAAGGAAUUCCCACUUCUCCAGUGCCUGGGACAGACGGUGACUGGGUUGUACAAACAGAAGGAUCAACUGCACCAAUACCAUAUCAACCAGAACCUGACGCUCCAACUCCUACAGGAGACUGGAUCAUUGAAUUUGCUCACGAUGAUAAACCAACUAAAUACAAAGGGAGACCCGUUGCACCGAUCCCUGGAAGAAAAGGUUUUUGGAUAAUACGUGUGACCACACCCACAGGAGAAGAUGAAUAUGAAGGCAAACCCGUAGCUCCACUUCCAGGGACAGAUGGAUACUGGGUGAUAGAAACAGAAAAGCCGACAUUACCAGUGCCAUAUCAGCGAGAGCCUGGAGUUCCAGUUACUAUAGACUGGAUCUUAGAAAUAGGAAGUCCGGGACAUCCAACAACAUUCAAAGGAAAACCAUUAGCUCCAGUUCCUGGGAAAAAAGGAUAUUGGAUCAUAGAAGUGAAAUUCCCAACAGGAACCAAGCGAUAUAUUGGAAAGCCUACAGCACCAAUUCCAGGCACGGAUGGAGACUGGACUAUAGAGACAACCCAAGGAACAAUGCCAGAGGAAUAUGAAGAAGAACCUGGAGUUCCAACUCCUACAGGAGACUGGAUAAUUGAAAGAGGAGAUCCGAAUAAACCAACUAAGUUUAAAGGAAAACCUCAGGCACCAAUUCCUGGGAAAAAAGGAAUUUGGAUCAUAAGAGUGACACUGCCUACAGGAGUUGAGGAGUAUGAAGGGAGACCUAUUGGUCAAAUUCCAGGAACAGAUGACUGGAUCGUAGAAACAGAGAGUCCAACUAUGCCGGUGCCAUAUGAAGAAAAACCAGGAGAACCUACCAUUACAGCAAACUGGAUUAUUGAAGUUUCCCAUCAAGAUCAACCAACCAGAUUUAAAGGGAGACCAAAGGCUCCACAUCCAAAUAGAAAAGGCGUAUGGAUUAUAACUGUGACACUGCCAACAGGAACCAUUGAAUAUCUAGGAAUACCAAAAGCGCCAGUUCCAGGAACAGAUGAAUGGAUAAUAGAAACAGAAAAGCCAACAUUACCAGAGCUGUAUGAACCAGAACCUGGAACACCUACACCUACAGGAGAUUGGAUCAUACAGUUGGGAAGCUCUGGUCAACCAACAACAUUUAAAGGGAGACCUAAAGUUCCUAUUCCUGGAAAAAGAGGAAAAUGGAUUGUAGAUGUUACAACACCAUCAGGAAAAUUGGAAUUUGAAGGAAAACCUAAAGCUCCAAUUACAGGAACAGAUGGAGAUUGGACUGUUGAAUCAGAGCCAUCAUCUAUGCCUGUCCCCUAUGUAGAGACACCCGAAAAUCCACUUCCAAAAGGAGAAUGGAUCACUGAAUUAGCAACUCCAGAUCACCCAACUAAAUUUAUUGGAAAACCUGUGGCUCCACUUCCUGGAAAAAAAGACGUAUGGCUUAUAAGAGUGACUCAGCCUACUGGAACAGAGGAGUAUGAAGGAAAACCAACAGAGCCAAUUGCAGGGACAGAAGGUGACUGGGCCAUAGAAACAGAGCAGCUAACUGUGCCAGUGCCAUACGACCCGAAACCCGGAGAACCAGUUCCUACAGGAGACUGGAUCAUAGAAUUAGCACAUGAUGAUCAGCCGACUAAAUACAAAGGACGUCCGAAGGCUCCAAUUCCUGGCAAGCGAGAAAUAUGGCUGAUACAUGUGAAGACACCAUCAGGAAUAUUAGAAUUUGAAGGACGACCCACGGCUCCAAUUGCAGGAACAGAUGGAGAAUGGACGGUAGAAACAGAUCGGCCGACCCUACCAACCCCAUAUGAAAAAGAGCCUGGAGCUCCAUCUCCAUCAGGAGACUGGAUUAUAGAGUUUGCUCAGCCAGGGCAAAAAACGAAAUUUAGAGCGAGACCUGUUGUUCCUCUUUUUGGAAGAAAAGGAUUAUGGAUCAUGGAAGUCAAACUUCCAUCAGAGACAAGAAACUAUGAAGGGAGACCCAUAUCUCCAACGGAUAUUGACGGAGAAUGGAUCACUGAAACAGAACAGACAUCUGUACCAGACGAAUAUGAAGGAAAACCAGGAGAGCCAUUGCCUACAGCUGAAUGGAUCCUGCAAAUAGCAAAACCUGGGCAGCCAACACAAUUCAAAGGAAAACCUAUAGCACCAAUUCAUGGACGAAAAGGAGUAUAUAUCGUGAGAGUAGCAGCACCAUUAGGAACUGAGGACUAUUAUGGAAUACCUAAAGCCCCACUUCCUGGAACAGAAGGAGAAUGGCUCAUAGAAACCGAGCAGCCAACGGUACCGGUGCCAUAUGAGCCAGAACCAGGAGCUCCCACCCCUACAGGAGAUUUCAUCAUUGAAAUGGCACAGCCUGAUAAACCAACUAAAUACAAAGGGAGACCGGUAGCUCCGAUUCCAAACAGGAAAGGAAUAUGGAUUAUUUCUGUGUCAACACCAACAGGAAAAGUGAAUUAUGAAGGGAGACCCAUAUCUUUACUUCCAGACACAGACGGAGACUGGAUAGUAGAAACAGAGAAACCAACACUGCCAGUGGAGUAUGAACCGGAACCUGGAGCUUCAACUCCUACAGGAGACUUUAUCAUAGAAGUAAGCCGUAAUGGACAACCAUCCAAAUUCAAAGGGAAACCUUCUGCAUCAAUUCCGGGAUCAAAUGGAUUAUGGAUCAUACAUGUGAGAUUCCCAACUGGAACAGUACAAUAUGUAGGACGACCUAAAGCUCCACUUCCAGGGCCAGAAGGAGACUGGAUUAUAGAAACAGAAGGACCAACUUUGCCACUUCCAUAUGAAGAGAAACCAGAAGCUCCAGUUCCCCAAGCAGGAUGGAUUCUAGAACUAGCAUCCCUAGAUAAGACAACUAAAUUCAAAGGGAAACCUUUGGCUCCAGUUCCAGGAAAAAAAGGAAUUUGGAUCAUACAAGUCCAACAACCAACCGGAAUAGAGGAAUACGAAGGCAGACCUCAAGCUCCAAUUCCAGGGACCGACGGUCUCUGGACUGUGGAAACAGAACAACCAACAGUUCCUGUUCGAUAUGAGAGGAAACCUGACACGCCGGCACCUUCAGGAGAUUGGAUCCUUGAAUUUGCUCAUGAUGAUCAACCAACCAAAUUCAAAGGAACACCAACGGCUCCAAUUCCAGGAAGAAAAGUAUGGAUUAUUAAAGUGACGCUGCCAUCAGGAACAUAUGAGUAUGAAGGAUUGCCUGUAUCCCAGUUUCCAGGAGCGGAUGGAGACUGGAUUGUUGAAACAGAGCAGCCAACGCUACCAGUGCCAUAUGAAGACCAACCUGGAGUUCCAAGGCCUUCAGCUGACUGGAUCAUAGAAUUGGGACGCAAUGGUCAGCCAACCAAAUUCAAAGGGAAACCUGUAGUGCCAAUUCCUGGAAGUAUAGGAAAGUGGAUCAUAGAAGUGAGAACACCAACACAAAUAAUUCUAUAUGAAGGAAUACCGAUUGCACCAAUUCCAGAUUCAGAUGACUGGACCAUAGAAACAGAACGUCCCUCUGUACCAGUUUUAUAUCAAGGGAAACCUGGAGAACCAGUUCCUGAAGUAAAAUGGAUUAUACAACUGGGACGUCCAGGACAACCAACAAGGUUUAAAGGAAAACCAGUCAAUCCAAUCCCUGGAGCAAGAGGAAAGUGGUUGAUAAGAGUCAUAUUGCCAACUGGAGUAGAGGAAUAUGUAGGAAAACCUGUGUCUCCCAUUAUAGGGACAGACGAGUGGAUCGUUGAAACAGAGCAGCCGACUGUACCAGUGCCCUACAAACCCGAACCUGGUGCUCCAACUCCUACAGGAGACUUUAUCAUAGAAUUAACAACCGGUGAUAAACCCACUAAAUUCAAAGGAAAACCUGUAGCACCUGGAAAAACAAAAGGAACAUGGAUCAUAAGAGUCACUUGGCCAACAGGAGUUGAGUACUAUGAAGGACGACCCAUUUCUGCAAUCCCAGGAACAGAUGGAGACUGGAUAAUUGAAACAGAGCAGCCAACUUUACCAGUUCCAUAUGAGGAAGAACCUGGGGCUAAACUUCCAACAGACUGGAUCAUAGAAUUUGGACAGUCCGGUCAGCCAUCAAAGUUUAAAGGAAAACCUGUUGCUCCUAUUCCUGGCAGAAGAGGAAUAUGGAUUUUUGAUGUGAUAUUUCCAACAGGAGUUGUACAAUAUGAAGGGAGACCUAAACAACCACUUCCAGAUACAGAUGAUUGGAUCGUAGAAACAGAGCUGUCAACUUUGCCUGUGCCAUAUGAGCCAAAACCUGGAGAACCAGUUCCUAAAGGAGAAUGGAUCUUAGAGAAAGCGCAAACCAAUAAGCCAACGAAAUUCAGCGGGAAACCUGUAGCACCAAUACCCGGAAGAGAUGGAAUUUGGAUCAUAAAAUUAACUCUGCCAACAGGAGUAGAAUAUUAUGAAGGAAGGCCUCUGACCUUAAUUCCAGAAACCGAUGGAGACUGGAUUGUAGAAACGGAGCAGCCAACUCUACCAGUGCCAUAUGAUGUUGCACCAGGAGUACAGAUGCCUACAGGAGACUGGAUCAUAGAGAUGACGAAAGGCAGUAAACCAACUAAAUUUAAAGGAAUACCUGUUGCUCCAAUUUCUGGAAGAAAAGGAAUAUGGGUCAUCAAAGUGACUCUGCCAAUAGGAGUGUUGGUGUUUGAAGGGAAACUUAUAUCUCCAGUGGCAGGCCCAGAAGGAGAAUGGAUCAUAGAAACUGAGCAGCCAACAUUACCGGUGCUAUAUGUAGGGGGACCUUAUGAUGUGACCUCCCUUGGUAAAGAGUUUAUCACUGCCUUCCUGCAGAAUCACAAUCCCAAAGAGGUUCCACAGCUAGAACUUUUCCUUACUGGCACAACUCCCGACACCACAGUCACCGUCACCGUCAGCCAGUCUAAUUUCCAGAAAACACUGAAGGUCGGAAAAGAUGAAACUAUAUCAGUUCCUAUUACGGAACCCGUGGAGAUGCAAGGGACUGGAAGAUCCCCACGUUCUGUAGUCAUUAAGUCAGAUUCUGAGAUUACCAUUGUUUCCAGUAACUAUAAAUACGCCAGUGGAGAUACAGCUUUGCUUUACCCAGUACAAAGGUUGGGAAGAGAAUAUUAUGUAUUUACCCCUCCAUUCGGUCCUGGUUCAGCCUUUAAGGAGUUUGCUGUGGUGGCUUAUGACAAAGCCACAACUGUUGAUGUUGACGUUACCGGAGCUAUUAAUUUUGAUGGAAAGGACUAUCCAAAAGGUAGUAGAUUGACACUAUCCCUUGAACCUUUCCAAGCUGUGCAGUUCCAGAGUCCUGAUGAUCUCACAGGGACCAAGGUGGUCUCUCAGUAUCCUGUAGUUGUCCUGAGCGGGCACACAUGCUCCAAGAAAUAUGGAGAUUGUGACCAUGUAUAUGAGCAGCUCUUACCCGUCCCCAGCUGGGGAAGUGCAUUCUUCAUACCGCCCUUGUCUUUCCAAACAAAAGCUGAUUUUGUAUUUGUCGUGACUUCUGAAGACACCACAAUUAAUUACCAAAGUGGGAAGGAAACGGGAAAGAAAAAUGUAAAAGCCGGUGAAUCAACUCAGUUUGAAAUUACACAAACAUCACCUUUGUCUUUAGACGCCAGUAGAAAUAUUCAAGUCUUCCUUUACGGCGCUGGUGGGACAUCCAAAGGCCAACUAUUUGGUACCUUCCUUACCAGUAUAGCUGCCAUUACAUCAUUUGGAUCAGCUUAUCAAAUCAUUGGCCAGGAGAGGUAUGAAACCAACUUUGCUGUAUUUAUAGUCAAAACAUCCGAUAGAGCACAACUACGUUUUGACAGGAAGCCACUGCAAGGCUUGAAAUGGAAGGCAUUCCCUGGAUCGGAGUACUCUUGGGCAGAGUAUGACUAUGGCCGCAAGUUUGCUUCUCAUUUGGUUGAGCAUUCUUCAUCUUCAUUUGGAUUGUUGAGCAUUGGCUACUCCCCAAGUACAAGCUAUGCAUCUCUAGCUCCAAUUAUACGCGGGCCUGCAGUUCCACUUCCAAAAGCAAAAGAUGAAUGUAGUGAUGUGAUCUGCCGAAUUGAAGAGACUUGUAAGAUUAAGAAUGGACAAGGGAUCUGCGAGCCAAACUACGUGGGGACCUGCUGGGGCUGGGGUGAUCCUCACUACAGCACCUUUGAUGGCAAGAAAUUCGAUUUCCAGGGAACAUGUUCUUAUAUACUUACUCAGUAUGCUGGCAAUGACACUGGCCUGCAGCCCUUCAGUAUUAUGGAGAAGAACGAAAACAGAGGAAACAAAGUGGUGUCAUAUGUGAGGCACGUCACCAUAGAGGUGUAUGGUCAUAAGAUCACUAUGAAGAAAGGAGAAAGUCCAAAAGUCAGAGUUGAUGGCGUACUGCAAAACUUACCGGUAACACUGGAAGGCGGAAAGAUAAAAAUAAUUAGGAGUGGUAAAACCGCACUUCUUAUUACGGACUUUGACCUUAGAGCUUCAUAUGAUUGGAACUGGCAUGUCAUAGUUAAGCUGCCGAGUAGCUACCAUGGUUUGACCACAGGACUUUGUGGAAACUUAAACAAAGAUCCAGCUGAUGACAUGUUCAUAGAAGGGAAUGUCCCAGCCGCUUCCAUCACAGAGUGGGCCAAGAGCUACAGAUUAAAUGAUCAAGACCCAUUCUGCAGUGAUGCUUGCGUCGGCCAAUGUCCCUCUUGCGAUGAAAGUCUGAAGAACCAAUAUAGAGGGGAGAAAUCCUGCGGCAUGAUCACCGACAGCAAUGGACCCUUCAAAGAAUGCCAGUCCACAAUAGAUUCGGAAAAUUUCUACAGCAGCUGUAUCUACGACGUGUGCAUGAACGGGGGAGCAAAGGUCUUCCUGUGCCAAGCUCUUAAUGCUUACGCCACUGAAUGCAGGAAAGAAAACAUAAAUGUAGCAAAUUGGAGAACUGCAGCUGGAUGUCCCCUGGAUUGCCCAGCCAACAGUCACUAUGAGGCUUGUGCCACUGCAUGUCCGGCCAGUUGUGCUGACAGAACAGCCCCAGACACGUGUAAAGAACCUUGUGUAGAAUCCUGCCAGUGCAACGACGGUUUCAUCCUCAGUUCAGACCAGUGUGUUCCAAGCACAAGCUGCGGCUGUAACUAUAAGGGUCUGUACUACCAAGCUAAUGAGGAGUAUUGGGCUGACGACACUUGCAGUUCCUAUUGUAGAUGUGACCCACAGUCUGGGCAAGUGGUUUGCCAGGAGAGGAGAUGUAAAGCCAGUGAGGUGUGCAAAGUAGUCAGUGGUAAACGGGGCUGUCAUCCAUCUGGUUUUUCAACUUGUAUAGCCUCUGGAGACCCUCACUACACAACCUUUGAUGGAAGAAAGUUUGACUACAUGGGCACGUGCGUAUACCAGAUGGCCAAAGUUACUUCCGCUGAUUCAUCAUUAACCCCCUUUAGCGUCACUGUUCAGAAUAACAAUCGCGGAAAGAAAUCCGUAUCUUAUACUAAAGUUGUGACAUUUGAAGUCUACGGCCAGAGGAUAGUUGUCGACAAAGAUAGACCUCGAGUAAUUCAGGUCAAUGGUGUUCAGACGCAGCUUCCCUACUACUACGAAAAUAAUAAAAUAGUUGCAUAUAUCAAGGGUAUCCAUGCGUUCAUCAAGACGGAUUUCGAGGUUACUGUGACCUUUGACUGGAACAGUUAUGCCAGAGUGAUUGUUCCCCAGAAUUACGCCAAUGCAGUCAGUGGUCUGUGUGGCAACGGCAACAAGGACCCAAGCGAUGAUUUCAUAAUGGGCAACGGUGCCAAAGCCAAAAGUGAAAAAGAAUUUGGGGACAGCUGGAAGGUGGCUGACGUUCCUGGAUGUGACAAGGGCUGUGAGCCCAACUGUCCAAAGUGUAAAGAGGAAAAUAAGGGCAAAUACAAGAGUGACCAGUAUUGCGGCAUCAUUACAAAAGCUGAUGGACCUUUUAAGAACUGCCACGCAACAGUCAAUCCAACAUCAUACUUCGACGACUGUGUGUUUGAUACUUGUUAUUUUGAAGGACAGUCGGUCGCCCUGACAAGUGCCGUUUCCAACUACGUCUCCGCUUGCCAGGCUGAAGGAAUCAUGGUUCUUGAAUGGAGAGCAGGUUUCUUCCACCAACUUUCUUGUCCUCCAAACAGCCAUUAUGAUAUUUGCGGAACGGGUUGUGCCCCAACGUGCCAUGGCCUUUCUUCUCCCCAAAACUGUAAGGCUUCCUGUUCAGAAGGCUGCUACUGCGACAGUGGGUUUAUUCUUAGCGGAGGGGACUGUGUCCCAAUUACCGAGUGCGGCUCUUACUAUAAGGGAAAAUACUACAAAAAAGGAGAGAAGUUCUACACCGAUGACACAUGCACGGAAUAUUGCCACGUCCGUAACAAUGGAGAUGUUUCCUGCCAGCUCCUUCCCUGUGCAGCAACGGACACGUGUGUUCCUCUGGACGGAAUCCGAACCUGCCGGUCGAAUGGGUGUGGAAAAUGCACAAUUGCGGGGGCUAACAUCAAAACCUUCGAUGGACUGAACUAUGACUUCCAAGGAACAUGCGCUUACACAUUGGCUCAGGCUAAUCCCAGCGACGCACGUCUUGUACCUUUCUCGAUUACAGUGGAAAACGAGUUCCUCGAUCAAAGCAAACUAGUUGUACAAAAAUCUGUAACGCUGUCCAUCUACGGUUACGAUAUCACCAUUGUAAGGGGAGAAAAAUAUACUGUGCUUAUGAACGGAGAAGUCAAGCAACUCCCUGUGUUCUGUCCAUGUGGGAAGGGCUUCGUAAACAAAGAAGGCCACUAUAUAGUCAUCCAGACAGAAGCCGAGGUGAAAGUCCUCUACGACGCCGCCCACAGAACAAUUGUUCAGAUUCCCGGAAGCUAUGAGAAUAACCUGCAAGCGCUUUGUGGAAACUUUAACAAUGAAAUUACAGAUGAGUUCAUGCUUCCUAAUGGAACCAUCGUCACCGACGUGAAUGUCUUUGGAGCUUCAUGGAAAGCCCCAAGUGAUGACCCUGCAUGCCAGGAUGGAUGCGGGGACAACUGUCCAGCACUGGAUGCUAUGAAAGUUGCUGCGUACAGUCAAGAAACAAGGUGUGGAUUGAUGAAGGCUCCAAAUGGACCAUUUAAAGGCUGCUUCUCAAGAAUUAACCCUAAGCAUUACUUUAAGAGCUGCGUGAAGGAUUUGAGCAUCUUGGAGGACGACAGCGUCCUGUGUAUGCACCUUCACGGCUUUGUGGCUGCGUGUCAGGCUGCAGGGGCGGAGAUUAAACCCUGGAGAUCGGAUAAAUUCUGUCCUCUCGAGUGCAAGAACAAGAGCAGUUAUGACUUAUGUACCAGGACUUGUGACCAGAACUGCGCUUCCCUGACCACUCCCUACAGCUGCACCCAAAGGUGUUUUGAAGGCUGUAAAUGUGCCGAAGGGCAGUUCUUUAAUGGAGACGAAUGUGUCCCGAUGGAGAAGUGCGGCUGUGUAAACGAAGGAACGUACUUCAAGGUUGGGGAGUCAAUAAUAACACAAAACUGCAGAAAUAAAUGUUCCUGUGGGGACGGAGGAACCGUUUCCUGUGAUGCCAUUUCCUGUGAAGGUGAACAGACCUGUUCUGUAAAAAACAGACAGCGGGGAUGCUUUGCCGGGAGAAGUAGGUGGAGCAUUACAAUGCAGUGAUGUCAUAAGGGAAUGGACAUCUGUGUCAAAUGGUAUCAAAUGAACCCAAAGUGACUCAAGAUGAAUCAGCAAAUGUAUUAAAUGUUCAGUGAUUAAUAGCGAGCCCCACAUUUCCCACCCCUAAAAUAAAUGUGUUGUCACUUAAAUGAAAUAAAUUGGUCAAUGAAA
Messenger RNA from Xenopus tropicalis (tropical clawed frog), 19989 nucleotides. Its product is annotated as VWFD domain-containing protein -like. NCBI's taxonomy places the organism in Eukaryota, Metazoa, Chordata, Amphibia, Anura, Pipidae. Bases 1 to 19821 code for a protein of 6606 amino acids. Gene Ontology annotation, cellular component: plasma membrane. The transcript is spliced from 352 exons. The record is from RefSeq and is a predicted model, not a curated record.